AUGGCUUCCACAACCCAAAUCCUCCUCAUCGGCGCCGGCGAACUAGGAACUGCCUUCUUACCCCACUUAUCCGCUUUACCACAUACACACGUUACUGUUGGGGUACGUACACCGGAGAAGUACAGCCAUCUAUCGUCACUCACCGUCUCACUUCUCCCUCUCGACAUAACCGGUCCCUCCGAAGUCCUCUCCCAGACCUUCGCCAAUUAUGACAUAGUCAUCUCGGCAACUGGUUUUGGCCAGUCGACUGGCACUCUUCUCAAGCUUGCGAAGGAAAUCCUUGACGCUGGACUGCUGCGAAAGAAGUCGAGUCAAUCCAGGCUUUGGUUUUUCCCCUGGCAAUGGGGCGUCGACUACGACAUUACAGGUGACGGGCAAGGCUUGAUGCCCCUCUUUGGCGAGCAGGCCGCCGUACGUAACCUGUUAAGAGCCGAGGCCGAUGGAAACAAUGUGAAGUGGACGAUUGUGUCGACAGGUAUAUUCAUGAGCUUCUUGUUUGAGCGGUUCUGGGGGAUCGUUGAAAGGGAAAGAGGAAGCGUUACUGUGCGAGCGUUGAGAAACUGGGAGCACAAAAUCACUGUAACGGACGUUUCAGACAUCGGAAGGAUCCUGGCUCGAAUCGUAUCAGGCGACGUUGACGCGGAAAACACUGUUGUGUACGUCGCUGGGGAUACAGUUACGUACGAGGAGCUGGCUGGUAUCGUGGAGCGUGUCGCCGCAGGGAAGGAGGUCAAGCGGGAGACUUGGAGCAUUCCACAAUUAGAAGCCGAGCUUGCGAAGGAUCCGAACGAUCCUAUCAAGAGGUAUCGCUUAGUAUUCGCAAGAGAUGGUGUUUGGUGGGACAAAGAGCGAACGGUAAACCAUAAACUUGGCAUGCCGGUCAUCGACGUGGAGAAGUACGCAAAGAAGUUAUUUACAACAUAA
Molecule: messenger RNA, 924 nt
Organism: Didymosphaeria variabile
Lineage: Eukaryota; Fungi; Ascomycota; Dothideomycetes; Pleosporales; Didymosphaeriaceae
Exons: 1
Coding region: 1-924 (307 amino acids)
Molecular function (GO): oxidoreductase activity
Source: RefSeq, a predicted model, not a curated record